AUGCUGCUGCAGUCCUCGUCGAGGUUCCUCCUGAAGAUACUGGAAAGCCGAGCGUAUAGGUGAACAAUUUGCUCCGAACCCCCCUACGGCUUUUAGCGAUUUGCGUCUGUGGGAUGGGAUCUGGAUCUGUUUAAUUCCGGGCGCUUAUAGAAGUGUUCCUGUCGAUGGUGACGUUUCCUCGACGUUGGUGGUGGUGGAUUGUCGAGGAAUGCCGAUCGUUAUGCCUGCGCAGAUGGUGGAAUUACGUCGGAUUUUUAAAAUGUUUGCAGUUCAUAGAAAGGGACAGCUUCCUAAUGAUUUUCAGCCGCACAUGCCUGGGUGUUUUAUUUCUUCAGUGGUCCGGAGAAAGGCGUCGAUCUUGAUUGCCACUCGGUUGAGUUUGAUGAUGUUCGAUAUCACAUUCAGGUGUGUUUUUCUUAUAUAAUUUAUCUGGACAUAAACAACAUGUGUGGAAUUUUGUGGACAAAAGGGCAGGUUAGGAAGCUGCCUUACAAGGAUCUUUAAUGCCUUCAGUUCUCUGUGAAGAGUCCUCAACUCAUGCUGAUAUCAGUCUCGCUGCCCACUCCGCCACCAGAAACCGUGUUCAUUGCCGGUCUCCCUUUUGGCGCCAUAGAAGCUGUAAAGGCGGCAUACGGCGGAGUGGUACAGAUUCUUGAUCCCCCAAAGGAUGGAUACAAUCUCACAAUGAAACUCAACUUGUCCAAACUUCCAGCAAACGAAGGUCAAACGAUUUUCCUUCUCAAGGUCAUUAUAAAUUUGUUAUAUUAUGUCUGUGCAUAGGAUUGCCAUCAUCGUGCACAGUUGUGUGAACUUGACUGUAAGGACAGCAUAAUAUUUUACGAAAUGCAAUAUCUUCUUUUUAGAUGUUCAAAACACUUCUUCAUGCGCAUGAACUACAGUCUAUAUAUAAUAUAGAUAUUAUUUACAAAGUAGAAUAGGGCUUGCCUUCUUGUAAUGCUGAAGACUCGUCAGUGCGACUGCCAAAUGAGGUCGAGAAGGAGAAGUAGGCGGAGAAAAGCUGUCUUAGGUGUGCAGGAUUAUUUUAUUAAUUGACAGUGUGUUGUUUUAUACACUCAGAAAUGACGCAGCAGAAAUGAUAGGAUAAAGAUUUGAUCGAAUUGACGUAGCUUGAGUCGAAAUCUUGUCUUUGAAUCCACGAGAUUUGAUCUAGUUUUUUGUGAAGAUCCUUCACCCUGAGUCCACAUAAGGAAGAAACAUGAUCCUUCACUGUUGAAUCCACAAAGACUUCAUCCUAGGUUCACAUGAUCAAAAUAGUUCCCUUGAAUCCACAAAGGGCGUUGGGAUCCACUAGCAGAGAAAUAGAACUUCAAAAGAGGUAAAAUGUUGUAGAAUUGAUUGAAAAUAGAUUGAUUACCUCUAAGGUUACAAGGGGGUCCCUACAUAGAACAAAAUCUAGUUAUAAUGUCCAUAGCUGGAGAUUCUGUUAGAACAUUCCGAAAGAAAAGGUGGGGUUCUCCUUAAGGAAAAUGAGAGGUUCUGUUAUUUAUGUCAUUCAAACAGAACUAAAAAGUAGGAAACGAAAAUAAAAGCGGGAAUUUAAGUUCCAACACAUUUAGGAUGCCUCCAAAUCUCUUAUGGGCCAUCUCAUGCUAAAUUUGGGCCAGCUUGUAUCUUUCACACAUCUUGGGCCUCUAGUCCAUUUGGGCUUAGUUGAAACUGGGCUGCAUCAAGAAAUUGGUUCAAUUCAAAAGUACUCACAUACUUCGUAUGUAUUCUUUUUAUACUCUUAUCAGAUAAGGAUCUUACUAAUGUCUCAACAUUCCGAUUUGUGUUCUUUUUAGGAAUCCCAGAAAGGUUGAAUUUCGGACCAUAACAUCUGACAUCGGAACUUGUGACUCAGUGUUGUUAAGAUUUACAUUAAUCUAGUUUCCUUGAAUUUUAGACCUUUCUAUCAACCCAUCUGAGAUGGCAAACUAAUCUUCUUGAAAGGGUGCUGGUGAUUCAUUUUAUUUCCAACCACGCACACUUCUCAUGAUUGCUUUAUGAUCAUUUGAACAUCAAGUUCAAUAUGGAAAAUAUGUAAGUUACCCAGCUUCUCUUAAAUGUAUGAUAUCCAACAUUUCGGAAAUAUCAUGGUCUUUGGUUUCUUGUGUGUCACCCGUAGGAAGAUUAUCACGGUACCUGAAAUGCAGGUGGUUGUCACCUGUAUGGCAUACAAUUUGAUCGUAACAAAAGAAUCAUACAGUGGAUGAAUCUCUCUAGAGUUUUGAUCACUAUGGCGUUCUCCAAAUUUCUAUUGGUUCUUAUUGAUAUCUAAAUACCAAUUGAUUUAAUCCAUCAUGCUUCACACUAUCUCUAGGAUCAAAGAUUCGCAACUCCAGACUGCAUAUCCAUAUGAGAAGAGUCCCUUGGAACUAGAUUUUUCUCCUCCCCAUGUUAUCACAACUGGUCGCUAAAUUUCGUUUGAAUUCUCGGGUACCAAGCUGCACAUUUAAAGCUUCCACUCUCAAAAAAGUCUGAAGAAAACGUUCAGUUUUCUGUUACGUCAUUAGAAGAACAAAUCUAAAGGUUACACUAAAGAUAAUUGUGGAAUGAGGUGGAAUAUCAUGGUAUGUUCAGUUUUCUAUGAUACUCUAGUGCUUUGUGAUCGAAUAUGAUUGAAUGAUAUAGUGCGGGGUGACACACCACCAGCCACCAUCUGCCUAUCAUUUUAACAAGGAAACAUCACAUUUAGUUAAGAGGGAUCUGAUGAAACUCUGUUUUGACUAGGCGGAAAUAUUUUUUACCUUGGGCAAAACUGUUUUAGAAGUUUCGAAUUUGAAGUCUUUUCUGAGGUUAUCAAAGCCGCAAAGAUUAUUUUGAAUAUUGUCAUUCUUGUCGCUAUGCAGUGGCUAUGGUACCAGCUCCUUUUUCUUUAAUUUUAUACCGCUUUUUUGCACCCUCCAAAUUUCUAAGACUUGUCUAUUAUCGUUUGUUUUACAAUGAUGCAAUUUUAUUUUCAUUCAGAGCAAAGACAUGCUGUUUUGGUGAAAAUAUCGUCUGUGAGAGAACUUGUGUUGGGAGCUCCACUAAAGGUGAUUCUGAAGCAUCUAGCAUCAAAAACUGUUGCUCCAAAUGUGGACAGUUUUGUUGCUCUCGUACACAGGCCCAAGGAAUCUUAUUUUGUCAUUCCUCAGGUACAUUACUCCUUGUAAAGUGACUAAUGGAAAACGAAUACACUAUGAUUCCUGUAGAGUUUAUGACGUCCAUGUCAUACCCUUAUGUUGGGCAAUCGUGGUAAUUUAUCAGUGAAAAAGGAACCAUAUAUUUCUUAGAAUUUUCUUUUCAGCAUCUUCGAAGUUUGUCCCCGAAACCUUCAAUAAGUUUUAUCUCGGUAAAGCUUGAGUUUCUUCCUGACUAAGCAUAGCUUAAUAAAGCGCUAAGGUUAUGUUGACUGCGGUUUUGGUUGUGGUUCCUUCAUUCCACUAAUUCAACUUAUUCCAUUUCAUUACAAUGAAUGAUACAGGGUCUGCUAUCCUUUAUGUUUCGUAUCAUUUUAUGGUCGAAAAUUUUAUCUACUGAUAUAAUCUCAUAGACUAGACUGGCAAUCUUUGUUUUCAUAACAGGCAGACAGAGUUACAAUAGUGUAUCCCAUGAGAUUUAUGGACUCUGUUGAUACAGUUCUGGCGAUGUCUUUCUUGCAGGUAAAAAACAUAUCACAGACUCAUAAAUUUUACCAACAUUGUAUUUUGGUUUUCUGACAUAUAUGCCGUGUUAGUUACUAUAAGAACCUUGCACAUCUAAAUGAUUGACUUAUUUUUAUAAUACUACGGUGAUUGCCUGUUUAUUACUUCUGGUAGAAAUGUUAUCGUUAGGGGUACAACCUAACCUUCAUUGUCCUCCACCGAGCCCUACUAAUUAGGGCUGGAGAAAUGGAUCUUAUCUCACCACUUCACUCACAUAGAGCAUGUGCAUUGGGCAUGCAUUUUCCAUUAUGCUCUUUCAAUGUUUCUGUACAAGCCAUGUUUGGUUUUCUGUUCUUUUGAGGGUCCUUGCGAAAAUAGUGAUUUCAUCCCUUAACCUUCGUGCCUGUUAGCUUCUGUGUACACACACUAAUCCAAGGGGAUCUCUUAGGCCCUGCUAUUGCUGUUGCCUCUGCCAUCCUUUUGAUGUAUGCUGUCUUCUUGCCUUUGUAUAUGUGGACGUUUGCAUCGUUUUUUUAUUGAUUCUUGUUCGUUUCUGUUGGAAAUUAUAGGUCGUAAGAAAAUUAUGUAAAAGACUGGGGGUGUUUUGCAAAAUUGUGUAAGGUUGCUCCCUAUAUAAUAGGGGUUAGAGGUGAAUGAAUCUUGAGCCGGUUUCUGCCGUUCUCCCCUCUGUCCGUGACGAGGUUUUACUUUCUCCAUUUCAACAGUUUCAAAUGUUAGCCGCCCAACAUGUUCUCAUGUACCAUAGUUGGCGCGAUUUCUGUCUAAUAGGAAUACGAUGAUUACACAGUAUGUGAAGUUGAGUGAAUUAUAGGGAAUUAGUCGUGACCUGUGUGGCCUAUGCAUGUUAUUCUCCAGGAAUUCGUGGAGGCGAGGCGAACUGCUGGGCUUAAUAAUGCACCUUCUUGUGCAUGGUCUCUUUCUCCUCCCCCAGAGUUGAAAGGAGCUCCUGCUCAUGCCCUGGCUGUGAAUGCGGGUUUUGUUACUUUCGGUAAUUCUGUAAGUUCAAAUGCUAACGUUUAUUUUCACAUUCUGGGGCUUCUCAUCGGUUCUGUUCUUUCUCAGUGAUCUUACCAUCCCACGUUGAAAGUGGAAAGCUGGACAGAACUGUGUGGUGUUUGUCAACAUUUCAUGCAUACGUCAGUUAUCAUGUGAAAGUAAGUUUUUAUUCUAUGCCCACUACUGUAAACGUUUCGACGUCUUAUUUUUAUUGAUUUGGAUAAAAAAAUUCAUGUAAUUGAAUGAAAACAGAGGCCUAGGUAAGCAGUUUGAAGACUAAAUCCUUUUAGCAAUACGAAAAUUUAUGUGAUGAUCUCUCUCACUUGUUUAGACUGUCGUGCUAAAAUUGAGAAAUUUACACCAGCUCUUAAUGGCACUAUUUUUUUUAUAAUAUUCACCUUUCGAAUUGCUGCUCGUUCAAACUAAUAUUUCCAGAUAGUUUUCAUUAUGUUCUAUCAUUUCUAGAUCUUUGUGAGAAAUUAAAUGCUGGAAGCCAGUUUUUUAUGGGUUAAUUUCAACAUUCGGGAGAUAUACAAUUUUUUUUCCCUCUCUGGACUGUCAUCUAAUAUCCGCAGCGCUUGUGGACACACACACACACAUGUAUAAAGAGAGAGAGAGAGAGAGAGAGAGAUCUUUAGCUGUGAUGCAGCAAGAAUGCCCUCACAAUCGUUACUAGUGAAGCCCAUCUAGUGGUUUCCAAAUUUCCAUUUUUGGUAAUGUGUUCCUCGCUCUCAACUCGAUAGAUAUUAACAUUGCUUCCAAUGUUCUUCCUGGUCAACAGAGCUCAGAGGCUUUCAUGCACACUAGAAUGCGACGCCGUGUGGAAUCACUGAUCCAGGUCCCUAAUUCUCUCCUCCCUUUUCUCUACCACGUACACCUCCCUUUGUCCUUGGCAAGGCGUUCUACACUGGCGUCUUACAUGCGGUAGCGAUAAGAGGGAGACUCAUGUGGCCGCUCCACAUCUCAUUAAUCUUCACUGCUGCCCGAAUAUUUCUGAUAUGCCUCCUUCUGGUCGUGGGCGUCUCUCUUUUGCGAUCUCGACGUGGCUUCCCCAGGCGCUGGACCGUGCCAAGCCGGAUGCGGAGAAGACCCAGACGAAAGGCCAAGAAAAGUCUUUCAAGCAGCUGGUUUGUUCUCGAGAUUCUCCCAUACUUUCUUUCCUUUUACACUUUCUAGGAUCCGACUUCGUCUUCUGAUCCUGUAGAGUCUGAAGGAGGAGACGCGUGGGAAUUCGAAAUCGUCUAAGCGGAGGUAG
Molecule: messenger RNA, 5898 nt
Organism: Spirodela intermedia
Lineage: Eukaryota; Viridiplantae; Streptophyta; Magnoliopsida; Alismatales; Araceae
Source: the annotation of a GenBank genome assembly